AAGUCCCAGGGUGCUUGUUCACCAGGGGCCCCUGAUGGUGGGGAUGGACUUGGAGCCCCCGAGACCAGGUCGUGGCUACUGGGUGCGUCGUCGUCAGUGGUAGUGGUAUGCGCCAAGGGCUCCCACGGGGAAGAGUCUGAUGUGAGGAGGUCAGAAGACCCCACUGCAAGGGAUGGAUGGAUGGAUAGAGUAUGGUCGGGUCACACGCCAGGUUGGUCAGCAACAGCAGGUCAAAAUCCAAUCUGGGGCAUUCAGGAGAGAGGUCAGGCAAAGCAAGGGUCAGAAUAGGAGAGAAA
Messenger RNA from Staurois parvus, 296 nucleotides. The record is from the annotation of a GenBank genome assembly. Lineage: Eukaryota; Metazoa; Chordata; Amphibia; Anura; Ranidae.